AUCACCUUUAAGCUUCCGUGUGCCCGUGGGUAAUCCCUCUCUGCGGACUGACAGAUUUGAUGGCAACGGCUCUUAAGCAGCCUGUUUUACGUCAGGCUCUAGGGUGGACUCCCCUGGCUGAGGGGACCUUUGGGCAGCCGGAGACCGAGGGAGGUGGUAGCGAUGGCGGCUGGACCAAGCGGAGGGCUUGGGCCGGCGUUUGGGCUGAGGUUGCUGUUGGCGACUGUGCUGCAAGCGAUGUCUGCCUUCGGGGCAGAGUUUUCAUCAGAGGCUUGCAGAGAGUUAGGCUUCUCCAGCAACUUGCUCUGCAGCUCCUGUGAUCUUCUUGGACAGUUCAACCUGCUUCAGCUGGAUCCUGACUGUAGAGGAUGCUGUCAGGAAGAAGCACAAUUUGAAAACAAAAAGCUAUAUGCAGGAGCUAUUCUUGAAGUCUGUGGAUGAAAAUUGGGGAGGUUCCCACAAGUCCAAGCUUUUGUCAGAAGUGAUAAACCCAAACUAUUCAGAGGACUGCAAAUCAAGUAUGUUCGUGGUUCAGACCCUGUACUAAAGCUUUUGGAUGACAAUGGGAACAUUGCUGAAGAACUAAGCAUCCUCAAAUGGAACACAGACAGUGUCGAAGAAUUUCUGAGUGAAAAGUUGGAACGCAUAUAAAUUUUGAUUAAAUUGUGUCCUAUGCUUUUGUGACCUUAUCAAAUGUUAGAAUACCUAGAAAAUAAUUUAGCUUUGCUUCCAUCCUUUGAUCAGUCUUUUACUGUGAGGCAGUAAACAUCUAAUUAAAAGUUGAAGUGGCAGCACAGCACAGGAUAUCUAAGGACUUGGCAAGUUUCACAAAUUCAUGUUUUAUAAAUUUCUAGCCUCCUACAUUUGUUGGUACCACUAACAGAGUGCUUUGUAAUAGACUUGUGGUUAAUUAUGCAAAUGAUAGUUUGUGAUAAUUGGUCCAGUUUUACAAACUACAGAUUUUUAAAUUAGGGAGGUUAAUAAGGGAGAUGAUUACUACUGUGCCUCAUAUGCUGUGUGCUCUUUGAAAGUAAUGACAAUAAGCUACAAAGCAAAUAAGAUAGACCGAGCCUCAACAGGUUGCUUGAUCCUCAGAUUUUCUCAUAUUUUUGUAUUCCCCAGCUUUCCUUUUAAUAGAAUCGCUAUAGUAUAUAAUGAAUGAACUGCAUAAAAACUUUAUGGCUUUGUUAUUGUGAAACAGAUUCAAGAUCUACUGUAAGGAUGAAAUAUUCACAGAUUUGCGUUAAUGAAGACUACACAGAAAACCUUUUUCAGGAUUUGUGUGGAUCUGAUAUUUAGCAAAUUCUUGUGCUUUACAUUCUUACAGAAAAGUCAUUUAAAGAUGAUUAUUUGUAAGACCAAAAUAUAAAUUAAAAGUUUCAAAAAUCUGAAUUUGAAA
This is a messenger RNA of Myotis lucifugus (little brown bat), 1399 nucleotides long. It is a transcript of the gene SELENOF, whose product is annotated as selenoprotein F. The record is from RefSeq and is a predicted model, not a curated record. The transcript has 5 exons. Lineage: Eukaryota; Metazoa; Chordata; Mammalia; Chiroptera; Vespertilionidae. Gene Ontology annotation, molecular function: oxidoreductase activity. Gene Ontology annotation, cellular component: endoplasmic reticulum lumen.